Molecule: messenger RNA, 255 nt
Organism: Pochonia chlamydosporia 170
Lineage: Eukaryota; Fungi; Ascomycota; Sordariomycetes; Hypocreales; Clavicipitaceae
Exons: 1
Coding region: 1-255 (84 amino acids)
Source: RefSeq, a predicted model, not a curated record
AUGGGAUGGUGGCACGGAAGUACGUCAGAGUCAAAAUUGGUUGCAACGUCCUCUUUUGUUGCCAGACUCGAUGGUCCGUUCCGUCGCUGUGUACGGAGUACGGAGUACCUAUAUAUGACAAAACCUUGCUGCUUAAAAUGCCAAUCGGAUGUGGCACAGUUCUAUUACCUACUGAACAUAGUCCGUACUCCGCAGGGCGUGAUCAAAUAUGAUAACAGCAGACCAUGUCACUUCUGUCACACAUGGAGCAACUAG